UCUCGCGUGGCUUCUCAUUGUGGACCGGAGACGCGGCACGACAUGUACUUGGAGGACACGACUUGCUGCUACCAACACGGCUCGCCGUUGCCGUCGGACGAAGACUCGAUGGUCAGUCACGUCACCAUGGGUCACUUCGGACAACACUUCGCGCAGUACCAACAAAGAACGACAGCAGAUAUGAAUAUUUGCGUCGAGUCUUUCGGACAUUUGGGUUUGAAGAGGGAGGUUGAUUUUUAUCAAAAAACCGGCUACGAACAGGAAGCUUCGGAAGCAAAUCAGGUGGUUUUGCCUCAAAGCGAGUGUCUGCAAAUGUUUCAAGAAGAGCAAGGGUUGCUGAUGGAAAAUGAUGGUGAGAGCGAAAUCGAGGAAGAUCUGAUCGACGAAGAGGAGGACGAAGACGAUUCAGGCUGCUAUAUUUUGCGGUGCAAAUGGACCAACUGCACUUUGACCUUCUCCGACCAGAAGACGCUGGUGCGUCACAUCGAGAGGUCACACGUGAUGGAGGCAAGAAGAGGCUCGUACGAAUUCGCCUGCCACUGGAAAAACUGCCCCCGCGCCUGUCGCCCCUUCAACGCGCGCUACAAACUGCUCAUCCACAUGCGCGUCCACUCGGGCGAAAAACCCAACAAAUGCACCUGGCAUGGAUGUGGAAAGGCCUUCUCGCGUCUGGAGAACCUGAAAAUCCACCAGAGGUCGCACACAGGCGAGCGACCCUACCUGUGUCCCUUCCACGGCUGCGCCAAGGCCUUCAGCAACAGCUCGGACAGGGCCAAGCACCAGAGGACGCACCUCGAGCCGAAGCCGUACGCUUGCAAAAUUCCUGGCUGCAGAAAAAGGUACACCGAUCCGAGCUCCCUUCGGAAACACACCAAGAACCACAGCACCGGCAGGCUGAGGAAAACGUUGCUGGACGAGGUUGUCGUUCAGGAGCCCAAAAGGGUACCCGAAACUACUCCUUUACCACCGUUGGAAUCGAUAAUUCGACCGUCCGAGACGUUCUCCCCCAACGGAGUCAUAGCCUACAUGGAUGACUACCUAAGCAAUGAGGCUUUGCAUACAGAUUACAACUUGCCAGAGACCAAAAUUGACUCAACAUUCGAUCCAGUAAUGCUCGACCCUUUACCCUUUGAGGCAGUGAAGAGACUGCUGGAGGAGGAGGAACCAACUGAUUUUGAAGCAGCGAUCGACAUGUUUCCUCUGCAGCAACAAUUCCAGCAGACUUUCCAGAGCUUUGCCACGACAGGCCCGGCGUAUAGAAGAGACUUUGGAAUGUAGAAAUUGUGUAUUUUCGUAUUUUGAUAUGUAUAUUUAUUAACAAUUUGAGACGAAGAUUAUUGAACGGAUCUCUGUUGGCAUCAAAUUGAUCUCUAGAGUCUUUCUGUAAAUAUUUUGUUUGCACAAAGAAAUGAAUAUUUUUUGACUGAACUUUUGAAUUUUGCGAGUGAAUAAAAUGAGCCAUAUUUUUGAAAAAUACAAAAACGUGUUCUGAUUUAAAAAUUAAAAACAGGAAUGACUAAAGGAUUAAAUGGAAUGUUGACAAC
Messenger RNA from Neocloeon triangulifer, 1544 nucleotides. Its product is annotated as zinc finger protein GLIS3-like. Bases 43 to 1278 code for a protein of 411 amino acids. The transcript is spliced from 9 exons. Gene Ontology annotation, molecular function: DNA-binding transcription factor activity, RNA polymerase II-specific; RNA polymerase II cis-regulatory region sequence-specific DNA binding. Gene Ontology annotation, cellular component: nucleus. Lineage: Eukaryota; Metazoa; Arthropoda; Insecta; Ephemeroptera; Baetidae. The record is from RefSeq and is a predicted model, not a curated record. Gene Ontology annotation, biological process: regulation of transcription by RNA polymerase II.